UUUGUAGCUGUGAAAUACGUUCAGAGAUUCAAAGGCCGCAAAGCUCCAGAUACAUCAUCAUUUGUCUUCUCACUGAAGCACAGAAAUUCCUCAGAUUUCAAGUUUAAACUGUGAACUUCAGUCUGCAGAUCACCAUCCAAGAGAGAAUUGUGCUCCAGUGUGGGGCAGAAAUGCAUUUAAGGACAAAGCAUCCCAUCUGGGGGGUAGUGUCCUUCUUUCUACUCCCCAUCGUUGUUCCAGAAAUUCUGCAAGAGAAUCCCACAGCCCGGGAUGGCAUCUAUACUCAGAGCCCAGGUCAGCUGAUGGAAGUUUUACAUGUUCUCUCAAGUGAUAACUAUACCCACUCGCAGAACUACUCAAGGAGACUCAUCCAAACCUUACUGGAGAGAACUGGGUGCCCACAUCGGAUUCAUGGGAUGCAAGAGGAUUGCAAUCUGUGUUUGGAACCUGAAGCCCUGUUACUAAUAGCCGGAGGAGAUUUUGAAGAUCAUCUGAGUGAAGAAGUGUUUCAGAGAAUUUCCCUCCUCCUUCUGUAUUACAUAAUUCAUCAGGAAGAGAUCUGUGCCUCAAAACUCAAUCUAAGCAGUAAAGACUAUCAGUUUUACUUGCACAGUUUACUUAGCUUAAGGCAGGAUGAGGACUGUUACUCGUUUUCUCAGAAUGAGACAGAAGACAUCUUGGCUUCCGUAAGGCAGCACUUUAAUACGUCCAGAAGCCAGUGUGUGGAGACCAAAAUUCUACAACAGAAAUCUGGAAUAAUAAGCAAUAAUGGUGCUGACGAGAACACCCUUCCUCGGCUGGCUGCCACAAUCAUUUCUUUGUCCCUUCAAGGAGUCUGUCUGGGCCAAAGAAGCUUGCCCUCCCCAGAUUAUUUUAUGGAAUACAUUUUCAGUUCUCUGAAUAGUACCAACACUCUCCACCUACCAGAAAUAGACCAGCUUCUCAAUGUUCUUUGGACCAAAAGUCCUUGCAACAAAAGAGAACAAACAUUCCCGCAUAAAAGGAGAUGGAGAAACUUGACCAUUCAAGACUGGGCCUAUCUCAAUCUUUCAGCUUCUGCUGGACUGGAUGGAGACCCAAAUGACAAUACCACAGCCUGGGACCAGGCUUGCUUCUCUGCCAAGGAGCUUGUGGAGAUAUUUUUACCGAACAGCCAUUCUCCUAUUUCUAAGGAACACUUCCAGCAAAUCAGCCCAGCGAUCAUUCAACAGCUACUCAGUUGCUCUUGCCAGCUCACAAAAUACCAGCAAGCCAAGCUGCCACCAACAGCCCUAGAAAAAUAUGGCUACAGUACUGCAGCUGUUUUACUCAUCACGGUGGGUUCUAUGUUUGGAACAACUCUCAUCCUUUUCAGCAACUGUGAGGAAAACUACAAACUUGUUUUACAACUCUUUGUGGGUUUAGCUGUUGGAACCCUCUCUGGUGAUGCCCUGCUCCAUCUAAUUCCUCAGAUUCUUGGCUUGCAUAAGCAGGAAGCUCAAGAGUUGGGACAUUUCCAUGAAGGAAAAGAUUAUAUUUGGAAACUAUUGGGAUUAAUUGGAGGAAUCCAUGGAUUUUUUCUGAUAGAAAAAUGUUUCCUACUUUUCAUAUCACCAAACACCAAGGGCUUAUCCCUAGUUAAUGGGCAUGUGGGCCAUUCCCAUGAGCUUGCAGUGGACACUGACUUAAAUGACCAAUCAGGCAGAGACAAAUCCACUUCAACUAUCCAGUUGAAAAGUUCUGAAGAUUCAGACACAGCUGAAAUUCCAAUAGAUGGUCUGACUGCCUCAAACAGAAAGCGUAAAGACAUUAGUCUUCUAGCUAUUAUGAUACUGGUUGGUGACAGCCUUCACAAUUUUGCUGAUGGUCUUGUGAUCGGAGCCGCCUUCUCAUCUUCCACUGAGUCGGGGGUGACAACAACCAUUGCCAUCUUGUGCCAUGAAAUUCCACAUGAAAUGGGAGAUUUUGCUGUGCUGUUAAGCUCUGGACUUGCUAUCAAGAUCGCCAUCUUAAUGAAUUUUAUAAGUGCCCUCACUGCUUUCAUAGGACUUUACAUUGGCCUUUCAGUCUCAGCUGACCCGUGUAUUCAAAACUGGAUUUUAACAGUCACUGCUGGCAUGUUUCUUUAUUUAUCAUUAGUGGAAAUGCUUCCUGAAAUGACUCACGUUCAAACUCAGCGACCCUGGUUGAUGUUUCUCCUGCAGAACUUUGGAUUGAUACUCGGUUGGCUUUCCCUUUUAAUGCUGGCUAUAUAUGAGCAUAACAUUAAAAUAUAAAGUCUUUGCUGGGAUUCUCAAAGUUCCUUUAAAAUUAAUUUCUGUGACCUUGUUUCACCAUUUUCUAUGCACUAUAUAGUAAUUUGUAAAUUAAUUUUUUUGUGUCUUAGGUAAAACUAAGCCAUCAUUUCACUUUAUUAACUUAUUCAGAUUUUGCACUAUGGUAUUGUGUUCUUUUAAAUGUGAAGGUUAAGACUUAGUCUCAAUUAGAUGUUCUUUAGUUUCCCAAACUGUUCAAACUCAUAGUAUUUUAAAGAUAGGAACUACUGAAUUCAUUCUAAGAAAUUACCCUGAUACUCUGCCCCUCUAAUAAAGAAUGACUAUUGUAAUUGAA
Messenger RNA from Trichosurus vulpecula (common brushtail), 2589 nucleotides. RefSeq names its product solute carrier family 39 member 12 (gene SLC39A12). Gene Ontology annotation, cellular component: membrane. Gene Ontology annotation, molecular function: zinc ion transmembrane transporter activity. The record is from RefSeq and is a predicted model, not a curated record. Lineage: Eukaryota; Metazoa; Chordata; Mammalia; Diprotodontia; Phalangeridae. The transcript is spliced from 13 exons. Gene Ontology annotation, biological process: zinc ion import across plasma membrane; intracellular zinc ion homeostasis. Bases 171 to 2255 code for a protein of 694 amino acids.